Molecule: messenger RNA, 1716 nt
Organism: Nematocida homosporus
Lineage: Eukaryota; Fungi; Microsporidia
Product: replication factor A1
Exons: 1
Coding region: 1-1716 (571 amino acids)
Molecular function (GO): nucleic acid binding
Source: RefSeq, a predicted model, not a curated record
AUGAUACAGCAAACACGUGGUCUUCAACCUCUCAAAGGCUCUUUAGCCAAAACUAUUCAAGCAGAUGCCGGUUUAAUUCGAACCAUUCCUUUAGUGGUCAAGAUUCAAGAUAUCUUCCUAAAUAACACCUCAGAAAUGAAGGAAAGGAUUCAAAUAGAAGUAUCAGAUAACGAGCAAACCAUGCGCUGUCUCUUAUCAGCUAAAUACCAACCUGCAAUUUCCGAUCGGUCUUUAUCUAUUGGUUCUGUCAUUCGGGUAGGUGAUCGCUUAAAGGUACGUAUGCUUAAUGAUGAGUUUGGGUUGUACUUCAAAGAGAUCUUAGAAAUGGGAUCUACUGCCUGGUUAAACCCAGCUCAGUCACCAAGUAAGCGUAAAGAACCUGAAUCACCCCGUAAGGAACUAAAAAGAACAAUCACAACUAUUGCCGAACUAUCUCCCCUGGUUCAGAAUGGAUCUUGGAGUUUAAGAGUCAAAGUCACUCGUAAGACUAAAAUUAAGUCCUAUACAACAGCUACUGGUGAAGGUAAACUAUUUAAAAUAGGUCUUAUGGAUAGAUCUGGGUCGAUUAAUAUGACCUUCUUCAAUGAACAAGUAGAUAGUUUUUAUGAGCGUAUUGAGGCUAAUUCUACCUAUGAAGUAGCUGGUGGGUCUUUAAAAGUAGCCAAUCGGAGUUUUGGUGAUUAUGUGCAUACUUAUGAACUAGUGGCCGAUCGAGGUACAGCUUUUAUUCCAGCUGAUUGUGAGGCUGAAAUCAUUAAAGUGCCUUCUUUGGUUAAGAUUAGUGCUGUAAGGGAGAGUAUUGGUCUGCUAGCUAACUUAAUGGUAGCGGUUGUGCACGUACCAGAAGUAAUAGUGGUGCGACGUCGGGAUGGGGCUGAAGUGGAGAAAAGAGCCUUACGAGUGAUUGAUGAGAGUGAAGUAGAGUGUGAGUUGGUGCUUUGGGGAGAAAUGGCUAAGUCUGGGUAUGCUCCUGAUGAUAUUAUCUUGUUGCAACAAGUUAAAGUCGGGGAGUUUGCUGGCAAUUUACAACUAAGUCCAGUCGGUACUUCGGUGCUUUCCGUCAAUCCGGCUGUUCCAGAAGCUUUUAGUUUGGGCGGGUGGUUCCGCGGGGCACGAAGUCGGUUGGAACAAGGAGGAGUACUGGGAAGUAGUAGUGCUGGAGGAGUAUUAGGAAGUAGUAGUGGUGGAGUAGUAGGUGGAGGAAGUGGUGGUGAAUUACUUAGUUUAGCUGAUGUUAAGGCUGAAGCACGAACUACAGCUCAAGUUAGGUGUACGGUAAUGCAUAUUGGAGAGACUACUUGGUAUGAUUCCUGUGCGCGGGUGGGAUGUAACAAGAAAGUUAGUUAUGAUAGUGCGAGUGGGGCUUAUGUCUGUCCUAAGUGUGAGUACUCGGCGGCGGAGUGCAAGAAGAACUACAACAUUUUAAUGCUAGUUGGUGAUGCGACUGACCAGAUGCGGAUUUCAGCCUUUCAAAAAGCUGGGGUUAGUUUCUUUGGGGUUCCAGCUGAGACUUUAGCUAGUACGUUUAGUGAGGACUCGGCGGCUUAUAUGGCGAAAAUCAAUGGAGCUAUUGGCACGGAGAUAGAAGUCAGUUUACGAGGUCGGUCGGAGAACUAUAAGGGAGAGCCGGAAAUGCGGUAUACUGCUGAGGCCAUUCAUCGCGUGGUUUAUCGUGAUGCCGCUCAUAAACUCCUAACAACUCUACGCAGUCAGUAA